This is a messenger RNA of Ailuropoda melanoleuca (giant panda), 333 nucleotides long. Its product is annotated as ryanodine receptor 3-like. The annotation marks the transcript as partial. Gene Ontology annotation, molecular function: ryanodine-sensitive calcium-release channel activity. The transcript is spliced from 3 exons. Gene Ontology annotation, cellular component: sarcolemma; sarcoplasmic reticulum membrane; calcium channel complex. Lineage: Eukaryota; Metazoa; Chordata; Mammalia; Carnivora; Ursidae. The record is from RefSeq and is a predicted model, not a curated record. Gene Ontology annotation, biological process: release of sequestered calcium ion into cytosol by sarcoplasmic reticulum; striated muscle contraction.
AAGUAUGACCCAGACCUUUUCCGAAUGGCCCUUCCUUGUCUCAGUGCUAUAGUGGGGGCCCUGCCACCAGAUUAUUUAGAUACCAGAAUCUCAGCCACAUUGGAGAAACAGAUCUCAGUGGAUGCAGAUGGCAACUUUGACCCCAAACCCAUCAACACCAUGAAUUUCUCCUUGCCUGAAAAAUGGGAAUACAUCGUCACCAAGUACGCGGAGCAUUCACAUGAUAAAUGGGCCUGUGACAAGAGUCAGAAUGGAUGGAAAUAUGGAAUUUCACUGGAUGAAAAUGUAAAGACCCAUCCACUGAUCCGGCCUUUCAAGACAUUAACGGAAAAG